AUAUACCCUUCAUUUACUUAUUAAAUAUAAUACAUAGUUGUAAUCAACGUGGUCAUUCCACUUGAGGAACAUGAAAAGUUACGCCGCAUUUCUGAUGGUGUCUUAUGUAGUCUUCCUUUCAAUGGGAAGUGUAACUAUGCAAACAUGCUCGCCAACUUCACCCUGCACUCCACUUAAAGGCGGCCAGGCCUUCCGGGAACCCCGACAGGUGAAAGCAACAACUAGUGCACCUCUCAUCUAUACCAUGACUGUCGGCAUUGCUGACUUCACUGUAGACUGGUUGACGGUGAAAAGACGUCUUUAUGACGGGGAAUUCCCAGGACCGACAUUCACACUUAAACCCGGAGACAAAUUUAACUUGAAUUUGAUCAACAGUCUACUUCGACCAGAUAUUACAGGUCCCGAAAACACAUUCCGUUACCCUAAUACUACUAAUAUUCAUACCCAUGGCCUCCAUAUAAGCAGUAAGAGCCCCCAGGACGAUGUUUUGAUCGAAAUUGGCCCGGGUGAAUCAUUCCAAUAUGAGUAUGAAAUAAAUGCACGCCAACCAGUAGGCACAUAUUGGUACCACCCUCAUUUUCACGGGAGCGUUCAUUUUCAGAGCAUGGGUGGUAUGGCCGGAUUAAUUAUAGUUGAAGACGACCCCGCAACAAUGUCCACCGAACUCGCGUCCGUGUCCUGCCCUGGCAAUUGCGAGCACGAUGUGCAGAUUCUACUACAAACGUUUCAAUAUUCACCCGAAGAAAGAAGUGGGCACUCUUUCCUACAACGAGAAAUGCAUGACGACAAAUCAUUCAGACUAAACUCUGUCAUCUUAACGGAUUCAUCCAACUUCACAAACUUGGAACAAUGGCUGGAAGAUGCAGACAAUGCCAUUAAGUAUACAUUGGUAAAUGGUCUGCUGAAUCCUGUCAUGGACAUGGAACCCGGUCAAAUGAAACGAUUCAGAAUAUUAGAUACAGGUGGCUUGUACGCGGUUGCUCUGCACAUUGAAAACGUUGAUCCAAACGGACCACGAUGCACAGUGAAAGAAAUUGCAAUGGACGGAGUAUACCUCGACCGACACAGAAGCCCUUGGCUUGGUCGCACCUUUCUUGUAGCGGCAGGGAGAGUCGAUUGGUUGGUUUUAUGUCCUGAAAUCGGAACUUACGAACUUCGUUCGUCAUUUUUUGAUAGCGACGAAGAAUCUAUGGGAGAGCACCCUAUUUCAAUCGGAACGUUUAUGACCAUCAGGGUUACUGGGGUUCGACGGAGUUCCAGGCUUCCAACUACACUACCACAGCGACAGGAUUUCGUUUCAGAUCUCCGCCAAGUUACGCAAGAGAACAUAAAGGGUCGUUUCGUGGUAGAGGUCACGCCAACGGACACUCUAAACAGGGAGGAUUAUUCCGGCGUUUAUUACCGAUACAAAAUGGAAGCAAACACGAUUCAGGAGUGGCAUUUGACUAACACGGAAAUGUUCACAUCCCAUCCUAUACAUAUGCAUAUAAAUCACGCUCAGGUCAUCAGUUACAACCCGUACACCGGGCCGUACGGUGUUGACGAUGGCCCAUCAAAAUGGAAACUCUUUAGUCAGACUGGCGAAAUAUGCACUUAUCAGUUCAAGGGAUAUGAUGCAAGUGCGAUUAUAUAUCCCCCUGCAAAUGCAUUGAAGUAUCUGGGACAUGACAUACGGCAAAAAAGACGUGGUACAAACAAUACCAUAGGUUAUGUCCCGCUCGGCGAUUGGAGGGAUACCAUCCUCGUUCCGCCACUUGGAAAUAUUACGGUUCGUUUCAAUACGCAUGAGUACACCGGCGAUGUCAUAAUUCAUUGUCAUUUACAAGGUGAUGCAGACCACGGCAUGAUCAUGUUUGUUCAGAUUGUAAAUAGAGGAGAGAAUACAGAUGCGAAUAUCACUUCUGGUAACGCGAAUCCAUCGUCGUGCUUAGGAAAUUUUGCAACCAUUGCCACUUUAAACCGGAUUCUCAUUAUGUCUUCUAUGUUGGCAACCAGUUUCAGUUCUUACUAUUGAUAAUUUAACAUUCAACUUCAAAUGGUUCAAUAAGUAUUCCUGUACAUAUUCUAUAGUUUUCUUAUAAGUAUUCCUGUAUGUAUUGUAUAGCUCUCUUAUCGGACACGCGGUUAAAAAGACUUUCAUGUGAUACCGACUAUCAGUGCCUCGCCACGCAAAGAGAAAUUAGUUUUCUUGUACUUCGUUUUGUACGUGGCUGUUAACUCCAACAAUUUUUGCUGACUGUCCAGCGCCACCGUCUGACUGGUUUAUAUAUUGCCUUUCUCCUGUUUUUGCUAUGCGAACGCCGUCUUUCUAGACUACGUUAUCACUAUCAGUAUAGGUUAGGGUCUUUUGCAUGGUUCUGUUACUAUCGCCAUUUUAGCGUAACUGUUUAAGAUUUAGUUAUUAUGUGUUAGGUUAGGCUAUUAACAUAUUGUUCUAUUUGUUGGCAACUGAACAUAACUGUUUUUUACCUCUCUCUUUGUGGCUCUUUUUUCGUGUUUGGCUUUCUAUCUGGCUUUUGGUAAUCUGGCUAAUUUUGCUCUACUUUGGCUAUUGUUGAAAUCGGGAAUGAUCUGCUCAGUUAUGGUCAAUACAUCUGUACAUAUUCGUCAA
Messenger RNA from Ciona intestinalis (vase tunicate), 2611 nucleotides. NCBI's taxonomy places the organism in Eukaryota, Metazoa, Chordata, Ascidiacea, Phlebobranchia, Cionidae. The record is from RefSeq and is a predicted model, not a curated record.